CUGUAGGCCCCGCCCGCGUCCUGACGCUGAUCUGACAGAGGAAAGCUGCUCUAACUGGAGAACAGCGGGGAGAGCCAGCGAUGGCUUCACUCAGACAGGAGCACCACUAUGGGCUCUCCUGUGGAAAAGCUACCAAAAACUGCCCCAGCAUUACUCUGUACCACGUCAAGCUCACAGACACUGCGAUCAGAGCUCUGGAGGCUUAUCAGAACCUCAAGGGAGUUUUACAAAAUGAGACAUCAAUCUGUUUCAAAGGAAACCAUGGGUACAUGAAGAUCCCAGCACCUACACCAGAGUUACCUUCUGCUCUGCGCAUCUUCUCCUUCUACUUAUCCAGUGACAGCAAAGACCAGCCACAAGCCAGUUUUGACUGCAUCCAUCAGUACAUUUCAAGCGAUGGCCGUGAGCAGCUGGAGGGCCAAGGCAGCAUCCAGGACAAGAUCACCGUGUGCGCCACUGACGACUCCUACCAGAUGACCCGCGAGAGGAUGUCUCAGAUGGAAAAGGACAGCUGGAGCCGUUCAGCCAUCGAGAUCAAACCUGGAGCCACACAUCCAAGUAAAAAUCUCAAGUACCAAAAAAGAUCCGCUCCCCCAGCUGCUUCUGACACCAACUUCUACAAGCAGUCAGCCAACAAAAGGAGGAACAGCAGCAUGCCUGCCCCCAUCCAGAAGCCCCUGAAGGAACGCAUCAUCCACCUGCUGGCCCUCAAACCUUACAGGAAACCAGAGCUUCUCCUGUGGCUGGAAAGAGAGCGAGCUGGAACAAAGGACAAGGCUGAGCUGGGUGCUGUGCUCGAGGAGGUGGCUAAAGUAAAUCCCAAAGACAGCAGCUAUUUGCUGAAGGAGGACUUCUACAAGCAUGUGCAGAGGGACUGGCCAGGCUACAUCGAGGAGGAGAAGCAGCUGAUCCGCAAGCUGCUGUCCAGAAAACUUCAGCCCCACAUCAGCAAGAAAUCAAGAAACUUUCGAGCAAGCUUUUCAACACCUGUGACCCCUGAGGAUCCAAGCACAGCAAAAAACCCAGCUGUGAAACGUCCGGUUCCUUUGGACUCACAGGAAAGACUGGCAGCGAAAAGACAAAAACCUUCUGACCAAAGGCUACACCACCAGUCUGCAGCUAAAGCACUCGUGACCAUUAAAGGAGCACAUGAUAAUGCAGCUGUGACCCUUGACCCCAGCCCCAACUCUAGUAUUGAACCUCAGAGGACCAGUGGCAUUACUGGUGACCUGUGUGGCCUAAAUGUGACCCACUGUGACUUUCCUUUUGUGCAUGCCACAUCUGAUGGACACAUAUCUGAGAACAGAGAGCAGGACCCCAAAGUGAACAAGCUCAAAAUGCCCCAGAACAACUCUGACUGCACUCAGCAGCAACUAAACAACAGCCAGCACAGAAAGAAGAAAUCUAAAAAGCACAAAGAAAAGGAGCGAGAAAGGUUAAAAGAUGACAAAGGAGCUGAAUGGCUGCAGUUGAGUCCUGAUCUCAAGCAGAAUCCAGAUAAACUUGACAAUCUUGACAUCACAAGUGCUGCGGCCUCUGAGAAGCCGGAUUACCUGCUGGCAUACAGCCCCAUCACACAUUCGGAGCAACGACAACAAUAUCAGGAGGAUUUCUGUACAGAGUACGAUGAGUACAAAGACCUUCACUCCCGGAUUGCAGCCAUAACACACAUGUUUGUUCAGCUGGGAUCCAAGAUCAAUACUCUGUCUCCUGGCACGCAGGAAUAUAAGACAAUGGAAGACCAAAUACUGGAAAAGUACAGCAAGUUUCGAAAGAAGUUUCCAGGCUACAGGGAAGAAAAGAAGCGCUGCGAGUAUCUUCAUGAAAAACUGUCAUACAUCAAACAGCUCAUCAUCGACUAUGAUCUCUCUAAGGCCUCUUUAUAGCAUUUGCUUGCAUAUUUUAAAAAAUGUCAACUUUGCAUACCCAGCUCGAGUGCUGAUGUGUUUUUAACAGUGAUAUAAACAGUUUUGAAAGAGGACAUCAGCUUUUUCCGCACACCUUCACUCAAACCACAGAUGGAACUGUGAGUUCUUGUAAUAUAUUAGCAACUGAGUGUUUCAGUCUCUCUGAGCAGUCAAAGGGGCAAGAGGGUCAAAUCUGAGUGAAAAAUCACUCAAAGGUAUUUGGUUGGAAAGUAGGCUUGAUCUUAACUUAUUUACUGUGCUUUUUUGACACUUGUUAAAUCAUUUAUUUUCUUUUUUAUACCUUUUAUUCUUCUAAAUAUGUCUUUUUGCAGUGUAAGCCAAAAUGCUUUUAGAAAUUGCCUUAUCUAGGUGAAAUAGGUGAAUCAGCCCACAUGUGAACAUAAAUGAAUCCACUUCAUUUGUUGCCCCUGCAGUCUCCUCACAGAUUUUAUGCUAUAUUACACAAAAUGGUGAAUUACAGUGUUUUGCAAAAUUAUUGAGAUCUGGAGCACUUCUUUGCAACAGAGUAGUGCAUAUUUUUCAAAUGGAAGCAAAACGAUACAUGGCUUGAAAUUUGUUGAGGUUUUUUUACAAGUAAAAAAUCUUGAUUUCCGCUGCAUGAUCCUGCCACUACCAUGUUUUGAGUUGGGGUUGGAGUGUUUAGGCUGAUGUUCAGUGUUAGUUCUCCUUGUUUUGCAUGUGGUCCAGAAAAUUCAGUUUUAGUCUCAUCUGUCCCCUACAUGGCUUGUGGCAAACAAACAUUUGCACGCCACACUUUUCAAAUUUUGAUUUUACAUUUUGAUUUUUUUCCAUAACGAUUUCAUAAACCAUGUAUCCUUUUCCAUUCACUGUAAAACUAUACAUGAUGUUGUGUUGGUCUAAAUCCCAAAGACAUACAUUUGAGGUUUGUGGUUGUAAUGUCACAAAAUGGGAAAAGGUUUAAAGUCAGAAUACCUUUGCAAAGCUCUGUUUACUAAAAAUAUUUAGCAUUAGAGCCCAUGUGGGCUGAGGGACUUACAACUGAGUUAGUAACAUUUGUUACAUUAAAAUGACAUGUCACACUCUAUUUUAUUUAGAUUUAUUUUAAAGAGAACAGAAAAGGCUGAAUGGAUUCAGUGUAAUCGACAUCUGUGUUGUCUCCGAAAUGCACUUGAGUUUAAAGUAUUUAUUUAUCACAUUCCCUGUCUUUUGAGCAUCUGGUAAAUGGACCAAAGCGUUUAACUAGCACAUCUGCUGAAGUAUUUUAACCAAUAGAAGAAAAACACUUGCGUGUAUGUUGUUUUUUUUGCAUUGAACUACUGAUGUAUUUAUUUUCAGCCAAUUUACCUAUGUCCUGUGACAUUAGUCAUCUGAGCUUUUAAAUCAAAGUGUUUGCAGCCAUGCAGCCAGGGACAUGAUGUAAGAAAGAUUGAAAGGUAUCUUUUAAUUUAAUCUGUUUCCGUCCUUAGAUUCUCUUGCUUUUAGUUGCCUUUAAAAGCAUCGACUAUAAGUGAAUAAAAACAAAUGCUGCCAAUA
This is a messenger RNA of Girardinichthys multiradiatus, 3422 nucleotides long. Its product is annotated as RNA polymerase II elongation factor ELL2-like. The record is from RefSeq and is a predicted model, not a curated record. NCBI's taxonomy places the organism in Eukaryota, Metazoa, Chordata, Actinopteri, Cyprinodontiformes, Goodeidae. The transcript has 12 exons. Gene Ontology annotation, cellular component: transcription elongation factor complex. Bases 81 to 1886 code for a protein of 601 amino acids. Gene Ontology annotation, molecular function: cis-regulatory region sequence-specific DNA binding. Gene Ontology annotation, biological process: transcription elongation by RNA polymerase II; positive regulation of transcription elongation by RNA polymerase II; snRNA transcription by RNA polymerase II.